This is a messenger RNA of Tuber melanosporum (Perigord truffle), 1131 nucleotides long. Its product is annotated as mitochondrial 37S ribosomal protein MRPS9. Gene Ontology annotation, biological process: translation. The coding region runs from base 1 to 1131 and encodes 376 amino acids. The record is from RefSeq and is a predicted model, not a curated record. NCBI's taxonomy places the organism in Eukaryota, Fungi, Ascomycota, Pezizomycetes, Pezizales, Tuberaceae. Gene Ontology annotation, molecular function: structural constituent of ribosome; RNA binding. The transcript is spliced from 3 exons. Gene Ontology annotation, cellular component: ribosome; mitochondrial small ribosomal subunit.
AUGAUGCAAAUAAGAGAAUUUCUUUGUAUAUACCGUAUAGUAGCUUCUGGUACAAUAAUUUUUUCUGGCCUUGCAAGACGUGGGUGUAUUUGUUUGUUGGCCAGUCACGUGCCGUCGCCAAGACCUUUAAACUUCAAAUCUUUGACGGUCUGGACCAAACAUCCAAAUAUCGGACGACAGACAUCAACCCCUUAUCUCCCCUCACUCACCAUGGCUACUGCAGGUACCUUCAUGCAGCGCUGCCGCCGCGCACUGACAGAGAUUCCCCGACUUACACCCCAAUUGACAUGUCAACUACCCAGAAAGCCAUUCCACCACCACCACUGCCCCCGCUUCUUAACCACCGCCCCCGCCAGCACGGCCCUAACCGGCUUCUCCCAACCCCUCCCAGACGUCGCGCCGCGCACCCGGCUGACCCCACUCUCGCCAUCCUACUACACGGGCAGUCCAGACUACUAUGACAACCUGCUGGCGCUGCAAGACCUGCUCCGCAGCCACCAAGCCCUGCCGACCAUCCACGGCGACGAAGCGCCGGAAGUGCGGUGGAAGACGAUGGACGAAUACCGCCUCAUGAUCGGCGACCGGGUGAAGCCGUCGCGCUACAACAAGGUGAUACGCAUCCUCGACCGUCUGAACCGCAUCGACCCGGCCAUCAUGCCAGCCGAGACCAAGGCGGCGCUGUCCCUCUACAUGCGGCCCGAGAACCCGGAGCUGAAGGAGAGGGCGGCGCGCACCGUGGACGGCUUCGGCAGGGCCUACGCCAUCGGUCGGAGAAAGACCGCCGUCGCUAGGGUGUUCUUGGUGGAGGGGGAGGGGCAGACGCUCGUCAAUGGGUUGCCCAUCAUCAAGAAGUUCUCGCGCGUCCACGAUCGGGAGAGCGUGCUUUGGCCGUUGAUCGUUACGAACCGUGUGGAUAAGUAUAAUGUUUUCGCCGUCGUCAAGGGUGGGGGUAAGACUGGGCAGGCUGAGGCGUGCACUUUGGCUAUUGCUAGGGCGUUGAGAAUACAUGAGCCUGCUUUGAAACAUGCGCUUAGGGAAGCUGGGUGCGUUACUGUAGAUCACAGACAGGUCGAGAGGAAGAAGCCGGGUCACGUAAAGGCGAGGAAGAUGCCGGCCUGGGUCAAGCGUUAG